Messenger RNA from Hemibagrus wyckioides, 7536 nucleotides. It is a transcript of the gene l1cama, whose product is annotated as L1 cell adhesion molecule, paralog a. Gene Ontology annotation, biological process: axon guidance; cell-cell adhesion. The record is from RefSeq and is a predicted model, not a curated record. The transcript is spliced from 29 exons. Gene Ontology annotation, cellular component: plasma membrane; axon. Lineage: Eukaryota; Metazoa; Chordata; Actinopteri; Siluriformes; Bagridae. Gene Ontology annotation, molecular function: protein binding. Bases 417 to 4253 code for a protein of 1278 amino acids.
GAGAGAGAGAGAGAGAGAGUGUGUGUGUGGUUUUUUUUCUAGCACUGCAGCAUCAGCACGUACAGGCCACCAUCAAUUUGCUGGAGAGGAAGACGUGCAAAGACCUCACCUCAAGGAAGGGAGGGAAAAUAUCAAAUAAGGAAGGAACGUGUGUCGAGUUGGAAGACAGCAGGAGGCGUGGACCUUCAAGAGAGAGAAAGAGAGAGAGAGCGUGAGAGAGAACGAGAGUAGGGGGAAGAGAAACAGAGCCGGCGAAGAAGAAGGACGCUGAGAGAAGCCGGGGAGAUAAACUGCGCUGUUCAAGCAGAAGGAGCAGAGAGAGUGACGAGGUGUUGAUUGUGUGUUGCUGUUUGGAGGUUAUCCUCACAGCGUGUUUGAGCCUGGGAGCAGGUGCAGCUUUGAUGGAACAGUGAGCAAUGCCUACCACGCUACUACAGCAGGCUGGCAGCAGGGGGCGCCACCUAAAUCACCCGCUCCCGCUCCUCUGUGCCCUUUUCCUUCUGGUGCUCGCUCCUACGCCAGGCCAGACUGCUAUCCAUAUCGCAGAAAACUACCGCAUGAAAGAACUAAAGAUGCCCCCGCAGAUAACCGUCCAACCCGAAUCCAUCAUUGCCUUCUCCCCUGAUGACAUCCUGCUCAAGUGUGAGGCGGCUGGGAAUCCCACUCCCACAUUUCGAUGGCUUAAAGAUGGAGUGGAAUUUGUCCCAUCCAGCAUUUCUGGUGUCACCACGUAUCUAAAUUCAGGGAGUUUUACGGUUAAAGAUGCUCCCAUUCAGCAGUUCCACGGUAACUACAGCUGCCUGGUCUCCAAUGAGCUGGGCACAGCUGUGUCCAAUGAGGUCCAGAUCAUCACUGAAGUUACUCCUACACUACAGCGGGAGAAGAAGGAGGAGAAGACGGUAGAAGAAGGAAGUCCUUUUGUCUUACACUGCAACCCUCCGCAAAGCUCUGCGACUCCUUUGAUCCAUUGGAUGGAUAAGAGGCUUCGGCACAUCCAGCAGAGUGAGCGUGUGACUCAGGGCCGUGAUGGAAACCUCUACUUCUCUCAUGUGAAAUUUGAAGACAGCAGAAGUGAUUACACCUGCAACGUGCAGUUUCUGGGAGCCCGCAUCAUCAUAGUCAAAGAACCAAUUAGUCUGAAGGUCACUUCGUCUAACAUGCUGCGAAACAGACGGCCGCAGAUGAUGAGACCAACCGGCACACACAGCUCCUAUCUGGUCCUGAGGGGCCAAACACUGGAACUGGAGUGCAUUGUCCAGGGCCUCCCCACCCCCUCCGUCCAGUGGGUGAGGAAAGACGGAGUUCUUUCCGAGUCUCGUACCUCCAGAGAGAACUUCGACCGGCUGCUGCGUUUCACCAACAUCUCAGAGCGAGAUGAUGGGGAGUACCAGUGCACAGCCAACAACUCUCAGGGCACCAUCACACACACUUAUACCGUCUCUGUGGAAGCUGCUCCGUACUGGAUUAAGGAACCCAGGGGCGAACUGUAUGCCCCAGGAGAGACGGUCAUGUUGGACUGUCAGGCAGAUGGGAUCCCUUCUCCACAGAUCACCUGGAGUAUCAACGGACGUCUUCUCUCAGAAAUUCACCCAGAUCCACGGCGUACUGUGAAUGGGGGAGUUCUCAGACUGCGUGAGGUGAAGCUCAGUGACACUGCAGUGUACCAGUGCAGGGCCUCUAACAAACACGGCACUAUCCUUAUCAACAUCCACGUCGUCGUCAUUGUGCUUCCUCCCCAGAUCCUGACGGAGGACUCGUUGCUGUACAGAGCGACAGAGGGAAAGACAGCCAGGUUGCAGUGCAUGACCUUUGGUUCACCUCGGCCGAAAGUCACAUGGGAGAGUGAAACCUGGGACUCUGUGAUGUCCAACUCCAGGAUGAAUCAGCUAAGCAAUGGUACUCUGGAGAUUAGUGAUGUAUCCCACAAUGACACAGGCAUAUACACCUGCUCAGUGGUUGGAGACAAACUCGCCAUCACUGCCGAGUUGGAAGUCCUCAAUCGGACAGUGAUCGUGAAGCCACCACUGGAACUGUAUGUUCAAAAGGGGAAGAUGGCCACCUUCACCUGUCAGUACCAGAUGGACAGCAAACUGGGCUCACCUCAAAUCCUGUGGAGGAAAACCAAGAAGAAGCUGGACGAAUCUUCUGACAUAGACAAGUACAUAAUUGACGAGACAGAGCUCAUAAUAAAUGAUGUCCAGGAUGAAGAUGAAGGUGUUUAUGGUUGCGAAGUCAUAACAAGUUUGGACAUGGCUGAAGCUAGCGGCAGUCUCACAGUUGUUGACCGACCGGACCCUCCUUCCAUGCUGCAGAUCACAGAGCAUGGAACUCACUCGGUCACGCUGUUAUGGGUUCCUGGAGAUAACCACAAAAGCCCUAUUUUAGAGUAUGUGGUGGAGGCUGAGGAGACUGGCACUGACAUGGAGGACUGGGAGGAGAUUAUGCAGGUCUCUGGAGACACUCGGCGCACCACAAUCCCACUGAAACCCUUCCUCUCGUACCGCUUCCGGGUCAUCGCCAUCAAUAAGAUUGGCAAGAGUGACCCCAGCCUGCCCUCAGCACCAUACUCUACUCCUGCAGCCCGACCGAGCAGUAACCCUGAAGGAGUGCGCAGCGAGUCACUUGACUCAGACACUCUUGUCAUCACAUGGAAGGAGAUGGAUAGAAGGGACUUUAAUGGCCCGGAUUUCCACUACAACGUGAUGUGGAGGAAGGUUCUAGGCAGUGGGCCAUAUUGGCACUCUAACUUUACCAGAUCACCCCCUUUUGUUGUCACGGAUGUGGGCGAUUUCAGUGCGUUUGACAUUAAGGUGCAAGCUGUUAAUGAGCUGGGAGCGGGCCCAGAACCCAAAUCUACCAUCGGCUACUCUGGAGAAAAUUAUCCCUUGGAGGCUCCCAUGAAUGUAGGAAUAAUUCUACUCAACAGCACUGCCAUCAGGGUAACAUGGGCCCCAGUGAAGAGAGAGUCUGUGAGGGGACAUCUGUUGGGAUACAAGAUCCAUCUGUCGUACUACGGCUCAUGCAGCAAACACCAUCACCAAAAGUGCGGCAGUGAGGAAGAUGAGCCACUGAAUAAGGCUGUAGUGAGAACAGGACCUGAUGAGCAGAAAAGGGAUCUGGGAGGCCUGCGACCAUAUUCCUCGUAUUCUCUCACUGUUAGUGUCUUCAACAGCAAAGGAGACGGAAACGUGUCAGAAGCCCGGCCCUUCCAAACUCCUGAGGGAGUUCCUGGUCCUCCCAGAUCUUUGAUAUUGUCCAGUCCCUCCGAGACGGAGAUCACGCUCCACUGGACUCCACCUUCUCAAGAAAAUGGAAUUCUGAUCGGAUACCUAAUACAGUACCAAGAGUUAGACAAUGUGGACAGCCCCAUGCAGGUGGAGAAGAUCGAUGACCCCGCAGUACAUCACCUGAGCAUUAAAGGUCUGGACCGUCAUAGCCAUUACCGUUUCUACCUGCGGGGGCGCACUGCAGCUGGAGAAGGCCUGCCAAUCAUCAAAGUGGGACAGACUACACUUGACGGAGCUCCACCUCAGAACAUUAAUUUUUCUGCCGGAGAGACAGCAGUUAACAUAAGCUGGAUUUUUCCUGAGAGACAAAGGAACAUUGGUUUCCAUAUCCGAUACCUGAGGAAAAAUGGCCAUGAAGGAUGGAUACAAUCAGAGAAAGUGAACAUGUCUCAGUCCUUUUACACCCUGCAGGGCCUCAAGCCCGGAUCCCAUUACCGCCUGCGCUUCAUCUACAACAACAACACCUUCUCUGAAACUGACAUAGAGACAGGAGGCGCAGUAGCAAUUGAGAUGAAGGGUAGCUUUGCGACUGAAGGCUGGUUUAUUGGGCUCAUCAGCGCCCUUGUGCUGUUGCUGCUGCUUCUGCUGAUUCUCUGCUUCAUCAAGCGUGGUAAAGGUGGAAAGUACUCAGUGAAAGACAAAGAGGAGGGCCAGGUGGACUCGGAGUCCCGGCCGAUGAAGGAUGAGGCGUUCGGGGAGUACAGAUCACUAGAGAGUGACAACGAGGAGAAGCGCACGGCUAGUCAGCCGUCUCUGUGCGAGGACAGCAAGCUGUGCAGCGACGACGGCCUGGACGAUUACGGCAACAGCCACAGCAUUCACACCAAGGUGACCAUAGACGAGUCUCUGACCAGUCAGUACAGCGGAGUCAGAGACGUGUCGGAGGUCGAGAGGCAUGACAGCUCGCCCCUCAAACCUGUCGCUUCCGACCACGGCCUGCCCAACUCUGCUGCUGACCUCGAUUAGCGGGGCAGCGUGAGCAGCAGAAUCAAACCAGGACUCACAGCUUGUAUCUGAAUGACUGACCAAACAAUCAAUGUUACACACAGUGCAAUGUCAAUGUGUACAAUGAAGCAAAUGCCAAGUUAAAAACACCAGACACAAACAAUGCUGGGACUGACUUUAGACCCAAUCAAACCAACUCUUUCACCUCUGGUAGAGCCAGAAGGGAGGGAUUCUUAACAAUAGACUAGACCACCCUUAUGUGUAGGGACUGCCAUGUUUGCAAACUGUUUACACAUAAAAUCUCUGUUCUCUUAUAAUACAUCAUUUCAGAGUAGACCGCAACAAGAGUCCCAGUUUCCUGCCUGAUAAAAUGACUUAUUAUACAGAAUAGACUUUAUUAAAGGAAAAAUCCGCCGUGAACAACUUACCUAUUGAUAUUUAUAAUUCCGUGGCAUCCAAGAUUCAUUUUGUAAUGAAAAUGUAUCGAGACGUUAUUAGUUUUAUCAAACAUUUUGGUCUAUUUUUACUUAACACUUUCCUACAUUACCCAUAAUGCCUUUGGUAUUGGCACCACUGGGAUUUAGCCUUUGCUUACUCUCUAAAUAGAGUGAUGCAGCAGUGCUUUGGUCCUUUAGUCUGUCUAGCUGUCUCGCCUCAUCAUCUGUACACUCUGCUCAAACCGAUCGGCUUCCAAAACGUUAACUCUUCGGCUAAUACCAGCAACAGCAUUGUGCUCUUCAUCUUGUAGCACGCUACCUAACACAAAUAUCUAGCUUCGAGUCUGAUUUUUACCAAUGUUUUAUCAAUAUUUUCAUCAAUGUCAGAACUAUUUCUACAUCAGUGUUCUCAUCGGUAAGAUAUUGAACAGCAUUAGCAAAAUGGUUGCAGAGAAACCUGAAUAUUAUCCCUUAUGUUUGAGAUCUUUGAAUUUUUUUUCUGCUAUUAAACACGAAUGUAACUGUGCUAUCACCCUGCGACGUUAUAGCGGCACACAAAUGCAACACUAACCAAUACAUUAGCGCCAGAAUCAUUACAUCAGGCACAUCAGAAAUAUUUUAAUAUAAACACAUUAGAGGUGUUUCAGGGUCGAGUUUUCCUUUAAUGAUGACGAUUUAUACGCAAAGUGACGUAUUCGAUUUAACGCGACAAGGACACAUACAUAGACGCCGCAUGGUUAAUGCCAAAUACAGGACAGUGUGAGCAGCAGAGAACAAGAAACGCAGGGAGAUUGAGGGCCUUAAAAUCCUGGUAAGUGCAUCGUGCAAGCAUAUGUCCGACAUUACAUAUGGAUUGCAUCGAUGUAGUUCAUUAUUAUAACUAUAUCUAUAUAUAAAUAGUUAUGUCGUCCACCAUUUCAUUGUCCUGCCUCAUCGUUUGAGAUCUAUGCAUUUUUUUAAUUGAUUUUUAAACAUUUUUUUUAACAAUUUUUGUCAAUCAUCUUAAAUCUUUUCUCUUGCGUAGUCUUUUAUGUUGCAUCCUUCUAGAAAAUACGCAUCCAAGACUCCAUAGCCUAGAAAUAUAUCCGAUGCAAUGAUCCGCUGAUAUGAGGUGCUUUAUAUCAGGCUGUAUGUAGUCACAGCUAGCAGUUAGCCAUGUCCAGUAUUAGAGAGCUGUCAUCUCAGAACCCUGAACCGUUCCACCGCCAUUGUCAGCUCAUUUGUGUGUAGCUCCUUAUAUGUGUGUGUCGCUUUGUAUUGUAGUCUGCAUAGUGUAUUAAAUGAUGUAUACUGACAAAUCCUCUCUUGCAGUCCUGUUGGUAUAAAGCCAUAUGAAUACACUUCCCAGGUGUAAUCGGGUAUGAGGUAGUAUUGAGGUUGAUGGGGUUGUGAGAGAGCACAUCACACGUACACACAUACACUAAUUUCAGCUUGGUUAAAAAACAAUCAUGUGUAAUUAACCCAGUUUGUGUCUUAUGCAGAGAAUGUAUGCUUUGUUGGGGUUGGGAUUUGGAUUCCUUACCUGUAUACCAAAUAGCAUUUGUUCCUGGUUCGAUGUGUGUGCUGUCUUUAAGUUUGGAUAAGCAGUGUUAUUUGGAAGAAGAAGAAGAAGAGAAAAAAAAAACGAGAACAACAUGAGACGCCCGCUGAAAAAGUUUGUUGCUCUGAUAAAAAUUGAGAUGUGGAUUAAGAGUGGAAAAAAAAAUUUAUCUGAAUGUAAAUAAAUCCCAAAUGAUUGUUUUGCUAUGGCCUCUAUUUGUAACCGUGUCUUGUUGAUUACAUGGGUUUUGGGGUUGUUAAUCUUUUAAUUCUUAACCUUUGACCUUUUGUCUAGUUAGCUGUGAGAUAACUGUUCUAGAUAAGUAGAGAAUAGUUUUUUUUUUUUUUGGAAAACUUAAAAAGGGAAGUCCAAACAAGCUGUCCUUUCAUAUUGAGAUAAAAAAAUCCAAACACAUUUUUUUAGAAAAAAACAAAAUAAAUCUUCACUGGCCAUUCACCAAAACACGAUCGGUUUGAAGAAUUCUUUUCCUGUUCUGUUUGCUUACGAGUUGCAGUAUUGUGUGUAUCUGUUGCAAAGCAAUUCCUGCGCAAGCAUUAUUAGGAAGCAGAGAUACUCGAGUCUUGUUUGUAGCCUGCACACACACACGAGCAGGGAGAAUUUUCAAUGUGCUGACCUAAGCUCAGUGAAAGCACUAAGUAUGUCCCCUGCAGUGAAGUGUACUCUAUGGGGGAAGUGUGUGAUGCAGUAAGUCUGGACUGCUGGUUGUAAUAUUUUGGCUACGUUGUUGCUAUACAGACACACUCAGGACAAAUGUUCUCCUAGAUGUUUAUUUUCAUACGGGAGGAACAAGUGAUGUGAACUGUGUCAACGUCCAACCGAACUGCUGCUAGACGUCCGUGCUCUGUUCAUGUCCGAGAACUUGCAGAUAUCCGAGCUGUAUAUACACAGCUGUUUUGCUUUUCAGAAGGAUGUAGCCGCAGCAUUGCCUGUUAUAUGUCAUAUUAAUGUGACAUUUUACUUAGAACUUUAAUGUUGUUUCUGAUUUCAAAUCUACUCUAGGCUCAGUUCUAGCUCUGACACUAGACAUGUAUCUCUCAUAUCAUGUAUAGCCUACGUUUGUUUAUGGUUGAAUAAAAUCUAAUGACACGUUAAAUAAAUUGGAUCCGAAUGAGAGGACUGCACUUGUAGAUGACUGAUGAAUAGCCAUGUCCAUGUUGCUUUUCUGUUGAGUUUGUCUAUGCUGUGGUGCUGAGUGGAGAACUGGGCCAGUGACUGGGGUGGGCUUGUAAUAGAAAAUGAUACUGUAUGUGAAUCAUGAAUCAGCCACUGUAUGUAAAGGCUUCAAGAAUAAAAAUCCAUGGAACAA